This is a messenger RNA of Penicillium waksmanii, 1047 nucleotides long. RefSeq lists its product as uncharacterized. The coding region runs from base 1 to 1047 and encodes 348 amino acids. The transcript has 2 exons. Lineage: Eukaryota; Fungi; Ascomycota; Eurotiomycetes; Eurotiales; Aspergillaceae. The record is from RefSeq and is a predicted model, not a curated record.
AUGGAGCAGACUUCACCCUCACGGGGAGGGCCUUCAUCCCCAACAGCCUCUCGUGAACCUCGACUCCAUCUUCCCUCGACCACCGACCCUCCGGGGCCCCAGAAUCCUCCUAAACCGCUCGUCUGGCUGGUUUUCGGUGCGACCGGCCAUAUGGGCCGGUCCCUAGUCAAAACCGCUCUCUCCCGCAACGAUCUGGUCAGCGCAGUCGGUCGGACGUACGAGAACAGCCCGGAAUGCAUGAAAGAGCUUGAGGACGAACAUGAAAACUGUCUCAGGACUACUACCAUCGCUCGCUUUGGUCGCAUUGAUGUGAUCGCCAAUUGUUCCGGGUACGGCGUUAUCGGGGCCUGUGAGGAUCAGGACGAAUUCGAUAUUCGCAAUCAAUUCGAGACAAACUUUACCGGGACCCUCAAUAUGAUUCAAUUAUCACUACCGCAUUUCCGGGAGCGGCGAGCCGGUCGAUAUCUGAUCUUCAGUUCAACUUCGGGGGCACUUGGAGUGCCCGGCCUCGGGCCAUACUGUGCAUCCAAGUAUGCGGUCGAGGGCUUGAUGGAAAGCAUGCUCUAUGAAGUGGAUAGCUUCAAUAUCAAGGGUACACUCGUUGAGCCGGGUCAUAUGCGUCGUGACGAUAUCGGUGAUUUGGUAUCCCCUUCCGUCAUGGCUGCCAACCCUUCGGAACACAAUCUCUCGUCCCCACUCCCGCUAUAUGGUCACUUCCUCGUGAAGCCGCCUAGUGAACCAUACAACACCACAACCUCCCCGGCAGCCCAUGCUCGCCGCAUGCUCAUGUGGCUCGCAGACAAACAGCCGGCCUCGGCAGUCAAGGCGGCCCACCUGGUCUGGGAGCUUGGUCACUGCUCGUACCCGCCACUUCGCCUGAUCCUUGGCACAUACGCGGUCGAGAGUAUUCGUGAUCGACUCAAGUGUAUCAUUGAGGAGAUCGAAGAUUGGAAACAUCUCAGCUUUCCUCUCGGUGAAACACAGCCUGCGCCAGCGUCUCGAGACCGGCUCGGGGAAGGGAACGAAGGCGAGGAUCCCGCUACAUGA